This is a messenger RNA of Paramecium pentaurelia, 599 nucleotides long. The record is from the annotation of a GenBank genome assembly. Lineage: Eukaryota; Ciliophora; Oligohymenophorea; Peniculida; Parameciidae.
AUGUAAUAAAGAUAAAGAAAAAUUUCUGCUAUUUUUAAAAGAGUAAAAGAACGUUCAGUAUAAAUGGCUGUUGAAAAAGUAGAAGAAUGGAGAAAUUUAUUUUAAAAUGGUAAACUUGAUAAUUAAGGAAAUCUUAAAAAAUUAUCACUUUAAUAAGCAGCUGAAGAAGUUGGAAUUCCUAAAAAAACAUUAGAAGAUUAUUAUUAAUUGAUAAAGUAUACUUUAAUAAAAUAUAAAGAAAAGCAAAAGAAAUUUAACCAAUUGAAUAGUUAUAUGAUCAUAAAAUGGGUUAUUUAAGAUAACUUAUAAAAUAGAGUUAAAAUUUUAAAUAAAAUGUUAUUGAAAUAGAAUCUGAAGAUUAAUAAUAAGUUGAUUCUGAUAGUGAUAAUGAAAUUCAAUAUCCAAUAGAAUAAACUAAUUUUGAUUAUGAGGAAUACUUUAACCUUGGGAAUGAUUAUAAUUUGGAUCAAAACUCUGUUGUAAUGACUGUUCACACUAGACCUUAAAUUAUAUAGAUUCAUUCAAAGAAAGUUGACCCUUGGGAAAAUGAAACAUUGAGUUGUGAUUCUGGUUAAGAAACUGAUGAUGAAGAAUUCUGA